AUGAAGCGUCAGGUCUUUUGGCGUCAAACAACAAGCGAAGAGUUGCUGGGUUCUGCCAAGAAGGUGAACGUCAACUUCCAGGACACUGAUGGAUUUUCACCACUGCACCAUGCAGCUCUCAAUGGAAAUGUGGAGGUUAUAUCACUGCUGCUGGAGUCUCAGGCCAUAGUGGACAUCAGGGACCUGAAAGGGAUGCGGCCUCUGCAUUAUGCAGCAUGGCAGGGAAAGUCAGAGCCCAUGAAGUUGCUACUGAAGUCAGGCUCCUCAGUGAACGGUCAAUCUAAUGAGGGUCAGAUCCCCCUGCACCUGGCCGCUCAACACGGACACUAUGACGUAUCUGAGAUGCUUCUGCAGCAUCAGUCGAACCCCUGCAUAGUGGACAAUGGUGGGAGGACCCCACUGGACCUGGCUUGUGAAUUCGGCCGGGUUGGGGUGGUCCAGCUGCUACUGAGCAGUAACAUGUGUGCAGCUCUAUUGGAGCCCAAGCCUGGAGAUUUGACUGAUCCCAACGGCACCAGCCCGCUGCAUCUCGCUGCCAAGAACGGACACAUCGACAUCAUUAGAUUGCUGAUCCAGGCUGGUAUCGACAUCAACAGGCAGACCAAAGCGGGCACUGCCCUCCAUGAGGCUGCGCUGUGUGGGAAGACUGAUGUGGUGCGCCUCCUGCUGGAUAGUGGCAUCAAUGCAACAGUGAGAAACACAUACAGCCAGACAGCGCUGGACAUCGUCUACCAGUUCACUGCUACACAGGCCAGCCGAGAGAUCAAGCAGAUGCUGCGAGGUAAGAAAAGGGAUGCCUCAGCAGCCUUGCAGGUCAGGGCACUGAAGGACUACUGUAACAAUUACGACCUGACUAGCCUUAACAUAAAGGCUGGAGAUGUCAUCACGGUUCUGGAGCAACAUUCAGACGGAAGGUGGAAGGGCUGCAUCCAUGAUAACCGCACAGGAAAUGACAGAGUGGGCUACUUCCCCUCCAGCUUGGUGGAAAUGAUCAGUAAGAGGCCUGGGGCUGCGGGUUCAUGGAGUCCAGUCACUUGUACCCAACAGUAUCAAAAGAUACAGCUCUGUGCGCCGGUGUGCGGCCCUGUGUCGCCCGCCGUUGCCAUGGUGAAUGGGGACUCGUAUCAUGAGAUUCAUAUCCUGCCGCCUCCUCCACCUCCGCCACCACAUUCCCAUCUGCCACUUUUCACUUCCUUUGGCUAUAACAGGUCCCCAAAAACCUCAGGAGAGCCGCACAGUGGACAAGAGACCAAGAAUGACCAAGAUUUGGCUAGUUCUCGCGGCUCAGAGUCCAGUCCGCAUGGCUCACCCACCCCAGCUGGUGGUACCCAGGGCGGCAGCAGCGAGGAGAUCUGGGUGCUGCGCAAGCCUGUGGCAGGUGGAGACCGCAGCAGUGUGGGCAGUUCAGGCAGCGUGGCCAGUGCCAGAUCCUCUGGUAGUGGACAGAGUGCAGGCAGCAGCACUAUCCUUCAUGCACAGGCAGAGGGAGUCAAGCUUCUGGCCACGGUUUUGUCCCAGUCUGCCAAAGCUAAAGAACACCUGCUGGAGCAGACCAAGUCUUUGGACCACCCCUCUCACGCUUCCAGCAACAAGGGACCCUCCUCACGCAGUCAGAGUAUAUCAAGCUGUCCACUUCAUGAGCAGCCAUAUGGGGAGGCGGUGUCCCAGAGGAAAGGGGAGGCGCUGCCUGAGGGGAAGAGCUCAGAGGCUGUUAUCGAAUGGCUGAGUGAAUUUCAGCUGCAGGUCUACGCUCCAAACUUCAUCAGCGCCGGCUAUGAUAUUCCUACCAUUAGCCGAAUGACCCCAGAGGAUUUAACAGCUAUUGGAGUAACCAAACCAGGACAUCGAAAGAAGAUAACUUCAGAGAUCACUGUUAAUGAGUGGCUGCCUGACAAAAAACCGGCGAAUCUUGGAGAGUGGUUAGCUAUGAUUGGGUUGAGUCAAUAUCACCAAGUCUUAGUCCAAAAUGGAUACGAGAACAUUGACUUUAUCACUGACAUCACGUGGGAGGACCUUCAGGAGAUUGGCAUUACAAAACUUGGACACCAGAAGAAGAUUAUGCUUGCAGUAAAGAAGCUGGCAGAGAUCCAGAAGGCCUCUGACGGUCGCAACACAUUGCGUAAAAAGCCUCCAGCCACUCAGGAGGUGAUGACUAUUGAGAGCCCACCCCACGACAGCGGAGAGUGUAUGUCCCCUAAAAUGAGCACUUUCCAGGACAGUGAACUGAGUGGGGAGUUACAGGCUGCUCUUACACGCCCUGCUGAUGUGCAGGAUGGCACAGAAGUGAGAACCAACAGCAGCCUGGGAGCACAACACCGAGCCCGCAGUCUGCAUGAGAACAGCAUGAACAAGAGCCGAGACACAGAGGAGCCUAGUGGGCCACCCAAAAAGGAGGCACGUACCAUGCGCCAGAGCAGCCAGGGGGGCCAGAGAAGUGUCUCAUCGGCGCAGGCAAAACCGCGUCAGUCUUAUCCCCAAGGUACAGGACCGCCCUAUACUCCACCACAAACGCCCACCAAUACAAAACCUCCCACCUCACAGACGGUGGGCAACCCACCGGGUAAACAAAAACCUAGUUCUCAGCUGCUUCAACAGACCGAAAAGCCCAUGACACCUCGUGCUCACCCCCAAUCCCCCACUCAAAGGUCCCAUCCACACCCAGCUGCCCAGCCUGUGGAAACUAUGGAAGCUGCACCCCAAGGACCUGCUGUCUCAGUACCACUCCUGUGCCUGCCUCCAGAAGGCAACGAAGCUUGCGAUGAGUAUGGUCUACCUAAGAAACGUGCCCACAGCCUGAAUCGCUAUGCUGUGUCUGAUGGUGAGCAGGAGCGGGAAGAGCUAAAUGUGCCAGAUUUAGGAGGAAAGUAUGCCACAGUACAGCACCGGGUGUGUCGCAGCAACUCAAUGAAAGGGCAGGCAGACAAAAAUGUCAACCGAAGCCAGUCCUUUGCACUCAGACAGAAGAAGAAGGGUCCUCCUCCACCUCCCCCCAAACGCUCUAGUUCAGCCAUCUCAAGCUCCAGUAGUAAUCUGACAGAAGUGCCCAAGGAGACGAGCAGUGGACCUCUUCUGGAGGUUCCCUACCAACCACAAAGACGUGCAAGUGACCUGGGUGGCAUUGUAGACACGGGCAGUACUGGUAGUGUGAAGAGCAUUGCGGCCAUGUUGGAAAUGUCCUCCAUUGGUGGGGGUGCCAAGGGUCUCCAUUUGCAGAAAUUUGCAGGUCACUAUCUGCAGGUGGGUUCUGCAGGAGCAAAGCAGCGUGAUGCCAUUGGACUGGAUGGAGAAGUAGUGAACCGUCGCAGGACUAUUAGUGGGCCUGUCACUGAGUUAGUAGCAGCUGCCAAGCGAGGACCACAGCCGGAGCCAGUCCAGGAUAGACAACGCAAUGAAACCCAGCCAAGCUCUAGUGGGAGCUCAGCAGAGAACCUUCCAUUUGCUGAGGAUGGAAACAUCAUCAUCAAACAAAGACCUAGACAGGGCAAAGAUGAGACUGAGGAGGGACUAGAAAUGUCAUACUCUUUACCCCAGGAGAACCGUUCACGUGUGGAUGCCACAGCCUCACUGAAAAGGACGGUCCAGAGCACCAAGCAGCAACCAAAUGGCACCAAGUUCCAUCUCACAGAGUCAAAUACGGUUAAGCGCCGCCCCAAGAGCAAAGACAAAGAUACAGAAGAACUUCAGGAUGGGCAGAUGCCCGUACCAUAUGAGAAUGGGACUGGCACCAUUAAAAGGCGCCCUGUGUCAGAGGUGACUGUUUCAGAACAGCCCAGGCCACAGGAACAUCCUGAGAACUCACCCCGUCGGGACAGUGCAGACCUGGAAGGCCAUGUUACUGAGAGUGCCCCUCGUAAGUCUGUCAAACCUCCGGUGUCCCCCAAACCUGUUCUGGCCCAGCACAUGAAGAAACAAGGACCACCAGCUGCCAUCACCAAGAAAGCCCCAUUUCCUGGACCAACUGGGGCACCUGGCAGCCCAGGUACUACACAGUGCGGCCCUUUCACUUGCCCUGUCUUUACACAAUUAUUUGAAGGAAAGAAAGUACCUCCUCCAAUUUCACCAAAACCUACACCUCCUCCCACAGCUCCCAAACCAUCCAAAAAUGUUCUGCAGUCUUUAAAUGUGACACCUAAUCCCACUCCCAAGCAGACUGUCACCAGAAUGGCCAGCACAGCUUCUGCCCAGAACAACCACCCUGUCAAGGCUACAACCCCACCAGCCUUGAGUGCGCAGACCCCACACACACCCCAGUCUCCUCACACCCCACAGACACCUCAGACACCCCAAACCCCACAGACACCCCAAACUCCCCAGACAUCAGGUCCCCCAACCCCCAUCCCUACACCCCCACCUGUGAAGCCCCCUCGCUCUUCAAUCAGUGGGGUGUCCAUGGACAGUUCAACUGGAUCAGCGUUUGUCGCAGGGAUAGUGACAGUAGAUGCAGUGCACCAGAAGAUAGAGGAGACCAGUGCCUCACUGGCUGCAGCCCUGCAGGCUGUAGAAGAGAAGAUCAAGGAGGAUGGGCAAAAAGACUCAUUGGCUGAAAACAAGAGCACAGUGAGCAUCCUAGACGACAUCGGCAGCAUGUUCGAUGACCUGGCCGACCAGCUGGAUGCCAUGCUGGAGUGAAGAGCACAGCCUGUGUCUCUGUGGCACAACCUCAGGGCCCCGGGAGAGCACAAGGGCACAAUGACCAACAACAUACCCACCUAUCCCUUCCUAAUCCUCAACACUGGCUCCUCUCACCCCUCUUUUCUCCUCCCCUUUCCCCAUCGCCAUGAAACACCUAUCUCUCCUCUCUCCCUCCGAGUUGGUUUGCACAAACCCGAGCUGAUGUACCUCAGGACUGGGCAGAAGGCCAUCCAGGGCUUUAAACAUCAAAGACAGAGCAGAGGGUGGAGAGCAGAUGUUGGGUUUUAAUACAUAAUGCUCAACUCUCUGUCCAUGGAAUAUCUCUAUCUACUAUGAGCAAUGAGUAGUAAAAUAAUAUGAAAACAAUAAUAACUGUAUAUGAAAUAAUAGUAUGGUAUGUGUAUAUUGUAAGCAUGAGGAAAGUUUGUAUCUAUAAAGAAAAAAAUCUUAUAGUGAGAGUCAUGCAUUAGUACAGUUAUAUAUAUAUAAAUAAAUAUAAAUAUUUUAUGUUUUUAUUUCAUGUUCAAUGGUACAGACAGUGUUGAAACAUUAAGAAAUUUAUGAUGACAGAUAUGUGGAUUUUUCUAUGACUAUAUUGAAGUUAAAAAAAAAAAAAAUCUGUAUGUUUGGCUGUGCUCUGCUGAAGAGUGUUGUGGGCUGUGUUGAAUGUAGUGAAGUGACUGAAGUGGCUGUUUCACCCCCUGCUCUGUGCUUGCUCUGGGCUCCCGCUCUGUGCUGUUGUGACCUUUUAUGUUUCCAUUCACUUUCUGCCUGUGUGAACUCAUACAUUCCUGCUCCUGCACAGCCUUCCUCCUUCACCUGCCCUCAUCAUGUGCAGUGUCCUGUGUGCCUUAACAUGAGAGGUGACCUCAGUGUUUCUAACACACAAGCAAACCGGUUCAAACUGAGAAAAGGUCCCGUGUCCAUGUGGGAGGCACUGCCUUAAGCCAGUAGAAAAGGAAGGGCCUGUGUGUUCUGAUUUGGUGAGGAGUGAUUCGCAUCCUUGGACAUCUCCAUGCUUCAGUCAUCUGCAGCAAGGUGAUAUACAGUUUAGGCCAUGAAGUCAACAUGAAUUGCUGGUUUACGUCCAUGAUGUGAUGCAUUUCCAGGCAAAACAGGAUAUGCAAGGAAAAAAUGUACAGUGGGACUAUAUGGUGAAGAUAGGCACUGAAUAGCUAUUGGUUAGCAUUAUGCAAUAGCCUGUGUGGCCUAAGUAAAGUGCGAUGAAUGAAUUGUUCACAAUAAGACCAGGAUCGUGCAUUUAGAAAGUAAAUAGAGUUAUGUUGACUUUGACUAUACGAGUGACCUCAGAAACACAGGCGAGAACAAGGUAGAGGGGUCUAUUGAUGUUUGACGGCUUGCAGAAGGUGGGAUGUCAGGAAGCACAAAGUGAGGAAGUUGCAAAUGUGUGUGUGAGUGUCAUAAAACAGGAAUCUAAAACUGACUGACAGUGUAGUGAACUAACAAGGAUUUCACAAAUGUUGAUGUGGCUUGAUGCUCAGCAUUUCCACCUACCCAAGGAAUCUUCUUAGCUUAAGGGUCUGAGCUUGGACAGGUGUAGUUCCAUUGGAAGCCUGCAUGCAGUCUAACCUCAGCACAUCGCUCAGUGGCUGUUUAAGGGUGUGAAUUGUACCAUGGUGUGCCUGCUUUGUUUUGCAUUCCCCCCAAUAUCAUCCAGACAGACAUAUCCUUAAUGACCAAAGUAAGAGCUCUGGUCCAAGAUGCAGUUAAGCAUGGUCCAUAACUUAUUCUGAAAAACAUAGCAGUAUCUAUGUUAAACAUAUUCACUGAGAAUCACAUUGAGUAACUUUAUAGG
Molecule: messenger RNA, 6448 nt
Organism: Sinocyclocheilus anshuiensis
Lineage: Eukaryota; Metazoa; Chordata; Actinopteri; Cypriniformes; Cyprinidae
Product: caskin-1-like
Exons: 24
Coding region: 1-4629 (1542 amino acids)
Molecular function (GO): protein binding
Source: RefSeq, a predicted model, not a curated record